Messenger RNA from Musa acuminata subsp. malaccensis (wild Malaysian banana), 1414 nucleotides. RefSeq names its product patatin-like protein 2. Gene Ontology annotation, molecular function: glycerophospholipase activity; monoacylglycerol lipase activity. Gene Ontology annotation, biological process: lipid metabolic process. Lineage: Eukaryota; Viridiplantae; Streptophyta; Magnoliopsida; Zingiberales; Musaceae. The record is from RefSeq and is a predicted model, not a curated record.
GCCUACGAUGGCUACCACCGGUGACCUCAGUGCAAACCCUCCACCUGCUCUGGGAAAGCUGGUCACGGUUCUGAGCAUAGAUGGAGGCGGCGUGCGUGGGCUGAUCCCAGCAACCCUGCUUGCCUUCCUGGAAUCCAAGCUCCAAGAACUCGAUGGAGCAGACGCGAGAAUAGCAGACUACUUCGACGUGAUUGCUGGAACGAGCACCGGAGGACUCGUCACCGCCAUGCUCACGGCACCGGAUAAGGAUAAAAGACCACUUUUUACUGCAAAGCAAAUCAUUCAGUUCUAUCUUGAUAAUUGCCCAAAGAUCUUCCCACGGAAGAAAGCUGGUCUUCUCAAUCCACUGCUGAAUCUGUUUGGAGCAGUCACCGGACCUAAGUACGAUGGCAAGUAUCUGCACUCCAAAGUACAGCAACUGCUGGGUGAUACGAAGCUUAGUCAAACCCUAACCAACGUAGUCAUCCCUACCUUUGACAUCAAGUUUCUUCAACCCAUCAUCUUCUCAACCUUUGAGACGAAGUCCACGCCAUUGAAGGAUGCUCUUCUGUCGGAUGUUUGCGUUAGCACAUCUGCAGCUCCGACGUACCUCCCCGGCCAUUGCUUCGAGACCAAAGACGAUGAAGGGAGCACUCGGGAGUUCAACCUUAUCGAUGGUGGUGUGGCAGCAAACAAUCCUACUCUAACUGCGAUGAACCAAGUGACGAAGGAGAUCUUCAUGGAGAAUGCUGAUUUCUUUCCGAUCAAGCCAGUGGACUACGGCAGGUUCCUCGUCAUCUCCCUCGGCACCGGAUCGAACAAGCAGGAGGAAAGGUUUAGCGCAGAAGAGAGUGGGAAGUGGGGGUUGCUCGGGUGGCUCUACAACAAGGGCACGACUCCCAUCAUCGACAUCUUCUCUCAGGCGAGCGCAGACAUGGUGGACAUCCAUGCCUCCGUUCUCUUCCAAGCGCUCCAUUCCGAGCAGCAUUACUUGCGGAUUCAGGAGGACGCUCUGGUCGGAGACACGGCGUCGGUGGACGUAUCGACGAGGGAGAACUUGGAGAAGCUGAUGGAAGUCGGCGGCAACCUCCUCAAGAAGCCGGUGUCGAGGGUGAACCUGGAGAACGGGACCUUCGAGCCAUGCGACGGAGAGGGGACAAACGAAGAAGCCCUGACUCGAUUCGCUCGCCGGCUUUCCAGCGAACGAAAGCUGAGGAAUUCGAAGUUACCGCUCUGAUCUUACUGCGUCCGCUCAGUGUUAGCGAUCGGUGCGUUGAAGAAGUGUGGAUUUCUUUGGCAUGCAUGCAGCCAUAGAUUAUACCUUUCAUGCAGACGAACGUUGCACGCAUGCACGCUGAUUGCGCGUACGUAUAGUGCUCGAUGAAAUGAUCCCAAAAAGCAUCGAAGAAAUGUGGAGCGUAAAUAAAUUAUAAUA